Molecule: messenger RNA, 3237 nt
Organism: Helicoverpa armigera (cotton bollworm)
Lineage: Eukaryota; Metazoa; Arthropoda; Insecta; Lepidoptera; Noctuidae
Exons: 21
Coding region: 84-3203 (1039 amino acids)
Biological process (GO): monoatomic anion transport; transmembrane transport
Cellular component (GO): membrane
Molecular function (GO): transmembrane transporter activity
Source: RefSeq, a predicted model, not a curated record
AGCACCUAAGUAAAAUGAUCCAGUAAAGUAUCACUCUUUGCCUGACGUAGUUUCAAAAGACUGGUUCAAAAUUAAUUUCAAAAAUGGGAAUGGACGAAAAAGCACCUGAAUAUGAGUACAGCAAAGUUCCAACAAAAGCUCUGAUAGCAGAAAUCCCGGAGAAACCACCAGCUUAUGGCUAUGGAGUGAGACAUGUUCAGCUUCUAAUAUGUUUACUAAGCCUAACAGUUAACUUCAUAGCGAGAGGUCAUCUGGGUGUUACUGUUGUAGCUAUGACUAGUCCAAGAGAUCAUGCUUUAGCUUUAGAUACACAUACAAGUACAAAUACAAAUUAUAUUGAGAAUAUCACAACAAGUAAUAUUAGUAUCGAUGGUGUUCCUUCAAUGGAUUCUACAGAGGAUCCCUUCAAAAAAUUUGACUGGCCAAAAUCGACUCAAGAAAUGGUAUUAGGCGCUUUCUUCUUGGGAUACUGCAUCAUGACCUUCCCCAUGGGAAUUGUGGCACAACGAUGGGGUGGCAAGAUACCGUUACAAAUUGCUUUAUUUUUCAACGGCGUCAUAUCUCUUUUGACCCCGUGGCUUACAAACUGGGGUGGUUGGAAAGCAGUAUGCGCCUGUCGUAUAAUACAAGGAUUGUCUCAGGCAGGAGUAUAUCCCAGCGUCCAGACUUUGUUAGCUAAAUGGGUUCCUGUCAGCGAGAGAGCGUCUUUGACUAGCUAUGUUUACACAGGUUCAAUAGUUGGCACCGUACUAGCAUUCCAGUUGUCUGGCUUUUUGAGUGAAUCAAAAUGGGGAUGGCCGUCAGCUUUUUGGGUUGUUGGUCUGAUCUGCCUCAUCUCGUUCGCACUGCUGACUGUAUUUGGAUCUGCAUCUCCUGCUGUUCACAAAAGUAUAAGCGAUGAAGAGAAGAAUUUUAUUCUUGGCCGCAUCGAUGAUGGAAAAGUUAGGAGAUUGAAGACACCAUGGAAAGCGAUCCUACGUUCGAAGCCGUUGUGGGGUACACUAGCGACACACGUUGGCAGUGGAACUAGCUUCGUCUUCUUCUUCACUCAAGUGCCAUCUUACAUUCAUUAUAUUCUUGGAGUUGAUGUUAGAAGCAGUGGUCUCCUGUCAUCUUUGCCCUACAUCGUGAGUUUCUUCACAAACAUUACAUUUGGAACACUAUCAGACUUCAUGACCAACAGGAACAUCAUAAGUGUCAGAAACGCGCGAAGAAUAUUUAAUAGCAUUUCUCAGGUUGGAGUGGCGAUAUCACUAAUUUGUGCAGCAUUUACAACCAGCACAGUGGUAGGAGUUCUGUGCCUGGUCUGCUCCAUGGGAUGCCACAUGGCGAUGCACGUUGGAUGGAUGGUGAACCACAUAGACUUGGCUCCUAACUUCAGCGGCACUCUCAUGUCGAUAGGCAACACGCUGAUGAACAUUUUGAACGUGCUGUUGCCCGUACUUGUGUCCUAUGUUGUAACUGACAUGAAAAAUCAAAUACAAUGGCGGAUCAUGUUCUUCACGGUAGCUGCCUUAACUUUGACGACCAAUGCUUUGUUUCUUGUACUGAUGUCUGCUGACACACAACCGUGGAAUGAUGUCGAUGAAUGUGAUACGAGCCUAGAAGAUGCCGAAAUUAAACAGAAAAGGGAAACGAAAGAAAAACAAUAUAAUCCAGAGAAACCACCACCUUAUGGGUAUGGAGUUCGACACAUUCAGCUACUUAUAUUUUUCUUCUGUCUAUCGGUUAAUUUUAUAGCACGAGGUCACAUGGGAGUAACAGUUGUUGCCAUGACUAGUCCUAGUGUUCAUAAAUUAGUUUUAGACAUAAAUACAACCGAAAUUAACAAUUCGGUUAAUAAUACAGAUCUCCAAAAUGGAAAAAAUGAUACAGAAAAUAAUAUUAACGAUGGAUAUGUAGGAAAUAUGAGCAUUGAUGAAGUUGCAGUAGUAGAUUAUACUAAUCAAUCUUACAGCACAUAUGACUGGCCAAAAUCAACUCAAGAAAUGGUUCUAGGCUCGUUCUUUUUAGGAUACGGCAUCAUGACCUUCCCAAUGGGGAUGGUAGUACAACGAUGGGGUGGCAAGAUACCGAUGCAAAUAGCUUUAUUUGUCAAUGGAAUAGUUUCUAUUUUGGCUCCAUGGCUUAUCAGAUGGGGAAGUUGGAAAGCCGUUUGUGCCUGCCGCAUAGCUCAAGGCUUGUCUCAGGCUGGAGUCUAUCCCAGCAUCCAGAACUUGUUGGCAAAAUGGGUUCCCGUAAGUGAGCGAGGCUCUCUAACUAGCUACGUAUACACAGGUUCAACAAUUGGAACAGUAUUAGGGUUCCAGCUGUCUGGUGUUCUGAGUGAAACUAAAUGGGGUUGGCCAUCAGCGUUUUGGGCUGUCGGUCUGAUAUGCUUAGCUUUCUUUCUGCUGCUUACUGUCUUUGGGGCAGCAAGUCCUGCAAACCACAAAAACAUUAGUGACGAUGAAAAGAACUACAUUUUGGGUCGCAUUGAUGAUGGAAAAGUCAGGAGACACAAAAUACCAUGGAAAGCGAUCAUGACUUCAAGGCCGAUGUGGGGUGCGCUAGCAUCACAUGUUGGGGCUGGUACCACCUUUGUGUUCUACUUCACUCAAGUUCCUUCCUAUAUUCAUUAUAUUCUUGGCAUCAACGUCAAAAGCAGCGGUCUUCUAUCAUCUUUACCAUAUUUAGUUAGUUUCUUCACAAGCAUUGCCUUUGGAACGAUAUCAGACUUCCUAACUAACAGAAAAAUCGUGUCUGUGAAGAAUGCGCGAAGAAUUUUCAAUAGCAUCUCUCAAGUUGGAAUAGCAAUCUCACUAAUCUGCGCAUCGUACACAACAAGCACAGUGAUCGCAGUAUUAUGUCUAGUCUGCGCUAUGGGAUGUCACAUGGCGAUACACGUCGGUUGGAUGGUGAAUCACAUCGACUUGGCUCCAAACUUCAGCGGCACUCUCAUGACGCUGGGCAACACUCUCACUAACAUUGGCACUGUGCUGCUACCUGUACUCGUGUCACGCGUCGUCACUGAUAUGAAAAAUCAAAUACAAUGGCGCAUCAUGUUCUUCACUGUGGCUGCAGUAACUUUAACAACAAACGCUCUGUUUGUGUUACUGGUGUCAGCCGAUACACAACCGUGGAACGAUUUGGAGCAGCACGAUACGGCCCUUGAAAACGUGGAAACAGAACAGAAAGAAAAUAAAGAAAAGCAAGAAAAAUAAGUUAAUAUUCCUAACAAAUAAAUAUUCUGCUUCA